AUGGGUAACCUCCACUGCCCCACCCGGAAGACCAGCAGGGCACAACAGGUGUUCGAACGUGCGGGACUGGUUCUAACGCCUCAGUCGGUGGAGGGUAGCUAUGAAGCCCUAGCUGAGAGCAACUGCAUCCCGCGAAAGUGGCACGUGGAAGGUCGCUGGGGCAUUCCCAUCGAACAGAUCUCAUCAGGACAACACCAGCGCAUGCGCUUCAUUCCACUGCUGGAUGGCGCUGAGAGCAGGUUGCCUGAUGAAAUUCAUCAAUUGAUGAAGGCUGGAAAGGCCUCCGUGAUUUACCAGGCUCCCAGUCAUUCAUCGAAAGCAAUGGCUUGGACAGAUUGGCAUCCAGGUCAUUUGGCCGCCAAAAGCCUCCAGAUUGACCCGAAGACGGCCGCCAUUCCAUACAUCCAAGGCAUCCAAGGCAGUGACUCACCAGGGUCCUUUGGGUCCACCGUGUCCACCUUCACUUUUGCGGAGCUUUUCGCUGGCAUUGGCGGCUUCCGGGUUGGCUUGGAGGCCCUGGGAGGACGAUGCGUUUUCGCCUCGGAGAUUGACAGUUCCGCGCGGGAGGUUUAUCUCCUGAAUUUUGGGGAUGACCCUUUGGUGGCUGGAGAUAUCUAUGAGGUGCCAGAUUCAGCCAUCCCGCAGGUGGAUUUGUUGGUGGGCGGUUUCCCAUGUCAACCCUUUUCGGCCUUGGGCAGCCAACCUGCUUUUGAUGAUGAGCGUGGGCUGCUGUUCCGGGAAAUCGUGCGGGUGUUAAAGGCCUCCGACGCCAGGGCCUUUCUCUUGGAGAACGUGCCGGGCCUUUUGGGCUGCGACGAUGGUCGCACCCUGCAGGCCAUCAAGGAUGAACUGAUGCUGGCGGGAUAUGAAGUACAGAUCCACACGGCCAAUGCGCGAAAUCUGACGGCGCAGGCGCGAAAGCGGGUAUUCUUCUUUGGGCUUAAGGAGAAUGGAGAUGGUGGGCCUAAUGAUGGAGAUGAAUCCAGAUCUGGUCCCAGUAGACCUGGUGGGUUCCAGAACUGGCGUUUGCCUUUCGUCCCUUCUCUCCAGCUGCGUGCGCGAGACUUCUUGCAAUCGGAUGAGGAACUGGACGAGAACGAGGACAUCUACGGUUUGAGUCAUGAGCAGUUCAAGCAGUUGAGGGCGUCGCCGAAAUGGAGUCGCAGAGGUGGCAUGACCCAUACCUUGGUCUGGGAGGAUAAGUUGUGUGACACCUUGGUCUCCCACUAUGGGACCAGCUUGGCCAAGGGUAACUCCCAGCUGGUUCCGAGGCUGGCGCCCUUGAAUCCCCGGAGAUUUACUCCCAGAGAGUGCGCCAGAUUGAUGGGAUUUCCGGACAGUUUUCGGUUGACUGAGAGAAAAGCUGGGGAGAAUCCGAACAUCUGGUUCAGAGCUCUGUACAAGAUGUUGGGCAAUAGCGUGUGCCCUCCACUGGUGGCAGUGUUGGCCAGUGGCUUACUGGAGGCCCUGGGGCUGCCGCCCCCGCAGGGUGGAGCUGACGAUGGCACCUGGGAGGUCUACGGUGGAAGCUGCGCCUUGCGACUGGCAUUGGAGGCUGUGGCGCCAAAGAGACGCACCUGCAGCAAGUGCGCCGGAGCCCUGUCGGAGAACGCCAAGUUCUGCGCGCAGUGUGGGCAUAAGCAGCAGGCGUCGCUGGAGACCUGGGCGCUGGUAGGCCUCUCAGGGCGCCUGGAGGACCUUUGCCGGGACCUGCGCCGCUCCGUGGAGCAUGAGUUCGUCCUCUCCGAGCGGCAGCUGCAGGCGCAGCAAGGCGCGGAUCUGGAGGCGCAGCGCUUGAAGUACGAAGCGGAGGCAUGCCAACAGCAGGCGAAGCUGGAGGCGGUGAGCGCAGAGCUCAAAGAGUGCAGCCAGAAGCUAGAGGCCAAGCAGAAGCAGGUCAAGGGUCUGCUGCUUUCGUCGCAGCAGACUCACCAGCGCUGCCUGCAUCGCCUCGCCUUCGAGCGCUCCUUCCGCGCCUGGCAGGCCUGCGCCGCGCAGCGCAAGGAGGAGCGCCUGCAGCAGCUGGUGGCAGGGAAGCUGCACACCUCGCGGCUUCUUGGUCAGCUCUUCGGGUGCUGGCGCCAAGGCACCCUCGCCAGCAGCCGCGAGAAGUGGCUGGCCCACGAGCGGGCCUCGUUCGGCGCGGUGAGGGCCAAGCUGAUGGAACAGAUGGAGCUCGAGAGGGCCCAGCUGGUGGCGCAGGUCGAGGAUCUCACGCGUCAGCUUGCGGAGGAGGGGAAGCAGCCGCUGUGGCAGAAGUUCAGCCGAACCUGA
Effrenium voratum is the source of this 2274-nucleotide messenger RNA. NCBI's taxonomy places the organism in Eukaryota, Dinophyceae, Suessiales, Symbiodiniaceae. The record is from the annotation of a GenBank genome assembly.